Venturia canescens is the source of this 922-nucleotide messenger RNA. RefSeq lists its product as uncharacterized. Lineage: Eukaryota; Metazoa; Arthropoda; Insecta; Hymenoptera; Ichneumonidae. The record is from RefSeq and is a predicted model, not a curated record. The coding region runs from base 114 to 818 and encodes 234 amino acids. The transcript has 2 exons.
UGUGACUAUUUUUUAUUUCGAAGAUGGCCGCCUUUCGGCUGCUUUAGUUAGCGAGUAGCGAGCCGGCGGUAAAUAAUUUUGCAAAAUUGUUUCAUUUUGCGAUAAAAAUCCACAUGACAAUGGUUACUAACGUGUUGUGCAGAAGUUUCAAACAUCUAGGAAUUACGAAAAAAUAUGCCGUUGUAGUUCGUUACUGUUCAACCCAGACAUCUACAAUAACGAAAACUGGCGGGCCACUUUUUUACAAUACCGAAAAUGUAAAUGACAAAAGAUAUUAUGAGCCCAAUCUCCGUUUGUCAACGAUACCAUUGCCAAUUCUUGACACCAAUCUUCCUCCUCAUCCUAGUGGUCGAAUUCACGAAUUUCCAGUGAACAUUAAAGCAAUAAUAGGAGAGCCACCGAAGCUUGAACAGCGCCAAGAAGAUUCUAGAAUUGACAAGUCUCUGGAUCUUCCGACUAAUGGAGGAAUAAGUGAGAAACAAGCUGUGACAGCAAUUGUCAUAAGAAGACGUAAAAUGAGACGACAUAAGCUGAGAAAACUGAGGAAAAGGAUGAAAUUUUAUUGGGGAAAAAUAAAACAAAGACGUGAGAUGCAAAAAGAGAAAAACUUUCACGCAGAGCUGUUGGCCCAGAUAAAAAAAGCUGAGCAAUUUGAUGCUGAAACACAUAUUAACUAUCGCUUGAGUCUACUCGACCAAGUUCGUUGGCCGAAUAAAUAUCGAGGUGUUGUGUUGCCAGAAGCUCAAAUACGAGAAUUCUUGGAGCGGGACAGAAAAAAACGUGAGGCUAAGCUGAACAAACCACGGCUGAAGUUGUAAACACGAUCUUCAAUGAGUUAUAACAAAUAAAUCAAUCUAUAAAAUCCGUGUUGAUCAUUCUGAUCUUAUAUGUGUUAAUGAAUAAAGGAAAGAAUUAGAGGAAA